CAAGAAAUGAAUGACAAAGCAGUGUUGUUCCGAGUUGGUUGUGAGUGACAUUGAUGUUCUCAUUGAUAUCAUCGAAGCCUCAGUGUUAAAAUCAGUGUUCCUCCUUUAUCACAGCGCCGUUUUAGCUCAGAAGCCAGAAAAUUCGAUUUUUGAUUCGUGGGGUUGGUUCCAAAUGGCGUCGUUCACGGUCCCUUGCCCCAAGUGCGUUCCUUUUGCUCGUUUGGGACUGAACUCUCAGACCCAGCAACGGAACGCGCCAAUGGUCUCGUAUGGGAGCGGGUUGGCCUUGAAGACAUCACUGUCAUUUGGAUCUUCGAAUGCACCAAAUGGGAUUCAGUGCCUUAACAGGAAGCAAUUUUCUGUCUUGAAGUAUCAAGCAAAAACAAAUGAGGCCGUUACUGUUGAAAAUUCUGCACCUGUACAGGUCAAUAGACCUAAAGUUGCUUCACCAGAAGAGAAAGUUGACCAUAAUGGAAAACCCUCUGGUCCAAGCACUUCCGUUGAUGCAUCUUCAAUUUCUGCAUUUAUGAAUCAAGUUGCAGAUCUUGUUAAACUUGUGGACUCUAGAGAUAUUAUGGAGCUUGAACUUAAACAAGCAGACUGUGAGCUCGUGAUAAGAAAAAAGGAAGCAUUACAGCCUCCACCAGCUACUGUUAUGGCUCCAGUGUCACAACCAUAUCCAUAUCCCACACAUCCUAUGCCGGUACCACCACCACCCGUUGCUGCUUCCGCUCCUGCAAGCCCUCCACCUUCAAAAGCCUUACCUGCUCCUGGAAAAGAAAGCACAUCAUCUCAUCCACCGCUGAAAAGUCCAAUGGCUGGGACCUUUAUUUUCUCUACUUUAAGCCUCGUCAACAAACCCUAA
Messenger RNA from Cajanus cajan (pigeon pea), 865 nucleotides. The record is from RefSeq and is a predicted model, not a curated record. NCBI's taxonomy places the organism in Eukaryota, Viridiplantae, Streptophyta, Magnoliopsida, Fabales, Fabaceae.